Messenger RNA from Selaginella moellendorffii, 564 nucleotides. Its product is annotated as pentatricopeptide repeat-containing protein At2g35030, mitochondrial-like. Gene Ontology annotation, molecular function: protein binding; RNA binding. Bases 1 to 564 code for a protein of 187 amino acids. Gene Ontology annotation, biological process: RNA modification. The record is from RefSeq and is a predicted model, not a curated record. The transcript has a single exon. NCBI's taxonomy places the organism in Eukaryota, Viridiplantae, Streptophyta, Lycopodiopsida, Selaginellales, Selaginellaceae.
AUGAUUACGGCAUAUGCCCAAGGAGGGCAUAUGGAGCAAGCAAAGAGUCUCUUUGAAGAAGCCCCGGAUCUUAAUGAGGUGGCAUGUAUGGCUAUGAUAGACGGCUAUGCAUCUAAUGGCUGCGUGGAAGAGGCUAAAGAUUUGUUUGAGAGACUGCCAAACAAGGACGUGGUGGCUUGGAACUCCAUGAUGUGCGCUUAUGCCUCGAAUGGGCAUUUGGACGAGGCACUAGAUUCCUUCCAAGAGAUGGCUCACCGCAACGAGAUCUCUUGGGCGACAAUGAUCCAUAUGCUCGCAUCUAUAAACCAUCUUGAAAAUCCACAGUUUAUUGUCGAUCGAAUGCCUCACGAGAGCAAGAUGGCGUGCACAGCGCUCCUUGCGGCCUAUCUCUGGAACGUCCACCUCCAAGAAGCGAUGAGCCUCUUCCGGGCACCAAACUCGAGUUUCCAAGAGGAGUCCCUUGUGAGCGAAACCCGGCACCAUUGCCAUCCAGACGAUCGCAUCGCACUCCUUGCUCUCGAGAGAAUGCCAGAGCAAGACUUAGUCUCACACACACAAUGUUAA